This is a messenger RNA of Entelurus aequoreus (snake pipefish), 3801 nucleotides long. RefSeq names its product integrin alpha-M-like. Gene Ontology annotation, biological process: cell adhesion mediated by integrin; integrin-mediated signaling pathway; cell-matrix adhesion. NCBI's taxonomy places the organism in Eukaryota, Metazoa, Chordata, Actinopteri, Syngnathiformes, Syngnathidae. The transcript is spliced from 30 exons. Gene Ontology annotation, cellular component: external side of plasma membrane; integrin complex. The coding region runs from base 38 to 3454 and encodes 1138 amino acids. The record is from RefSeq and is a predicted model, not a curated record. Gene Ontology annotation, molecular function: integrin binding.
GUUAAAGUUUGUCCGUGUCAUUCGUUGGAGUGACACGAUGGAGUGGCUGCUUUUUAUGACAGUUUUCACGACUGUAUCAAAAGCUGCAUUUAGUUUCAACGUUGACCCUGUGGCUUGGAAGUCCUUGAGCAACCCUGCAGAAGGUUUUGGAUACCAGAUUGUGCAAAGACAAUUGGAGUUGCUGGUCAGUGCGCCCCUCGCUCAGUACUCACAGAACAGCAGGGGCCAAAUAUUCAAAUGCUCCACCAGUUCCUGUAGCGAGCUGGCAAUUUCAGCGCCAAAUUUUGCGGUCAACAUGUCUCUGGGUUUGACCAUGACGAUUGAUGCCCCCAGCCAAAAAACGAUGGUUUGUGGUCCGACCAUCCCGAAAGACUGCGGAAGCCUCACCAUGUACAACGGUGUGUGCUUGGAAAUAGACCGGCGGAAUCGAGUUGGAUCUCCUGUGCCUUCUUCUCUUACAGAGUGUCAAAGCCAAGCAGACAUCGCAUUUCUGCUAGACGGCUCGGGCAGCGUAAAUGCAGUAGAUUUUGGUAAAAUGAAGACUUUUGUCAAAGAUCUCAUUAGCACCUUUGUGGGCAAAGACUCCAGGUUUGCCAUUGCCCAAUACUCCACAGAUCCAUCCAUCCAUUACUUUUUCGAUAACUUCAAUGUCAAUAACUGGCAAAAGGACAUUGAUAAAAUAAACCAGAAACAGGGACAGACAUACACAGCAAAAGCCAUCCACAGCGUUGUGGAUUACAUCUUCACGCAAAGCCGAGGCUCAAGAGCUAACGUGAAGAAGAUUUUAAUAGUGAUCACCGACGGAGAAUCCAACGACAGCAAACAAUUGUCAUCUGCAGCCGCCGCAGCCCAAACAAAAAAUAUAGUUCGAUUUUCUAUUGGGGUUGGGAAUGCAUUCAAUAAUGACGCAGCGACAACAGAGUUACAAAAAAUCGCAUCUUCUCCCUCAGGAAAGUUUGUGUUUAAAGUGGGGAGCUUCGCCGCGCUUAAAGAAAUCAAGCGCACACUGGAGGAAACCAUUUUCGCUAUUGAAGGAUCUCAGUCAAGUGGAGAGACGCUGAAAAUGGAGAUGGCUCAGCAGGGAUUCAGUGCAGCUUAUGUGCCUGGAGGCAAACAGUUAUCGGCUGUUGGGGCAAACCAAUGGAGAGGAGGCUUUCUGACGUACACAAGCAGGAGUACAAGUUCCAAUUUGCCUACGGACAUUGAACCUGACAGCUAUUUGGGUUAUUCCAUGGCGAUUGCCAAAACGCCGUAUGCAACAUUGACGGUUGUUGGCGCUCCGAGGUAUCAGCACAGAGGAGUUGUGAUGGUGAUUUCCCAAAAUCGUAUUGACCCAAUAGAUCCCUUUCAAUGGCAGUAUCAGAUCGGUGAAUAUUUUGGGGCGGUGGUGUGUGCCAUGGAUGUGAAUCGGGAUGCCAACACAGAUGUCAUCCUCAUCUCUUCCCCCAUGUUUGUGGAAAAUGAUAGAGAGGGGAGGGUUUAUGUUUGCAUCAUAAACACUUUGAAAGUUCAGUGCAGUUUCGACUCUCCGGUCGUACUGAGAGGAGUCAGAUCUCGCAAAGGACGAUUCGGAGCGUCCCUUGCCGUUCUUCCCGACCUAAACACUGAUGGACUAAAUGAUUUGGCAGUCGGGGCGCCACUGGAAGACGAUGGUCAAGGAAGCAUUUAUAUAUUUCACGGCGAAAGAACCGGAAAGAUUUCUCCUACUUUCUCACAGAGAAUCGCAGGAUCCAAAGCCAUGGCAGGACUCAAGUUUUUCGGCAUGUCCAUCAGCCAGUCGUCUUCAGACCUCAGCGAAGACAACUUGCCUGACCUGGCGGUGGGUUCCAAAGGAACAGUCGUCUUACUCAGAACCAAACCCAUAGUCAAGGUUGAAGCAAAGUUGACCUACAUGCCCAAACAAAUCGUCAUUGAAAACCUUGACUGCGCUAACCCCCUGGAGAACACAGCAGACAUCUGCUUUGUGAUAAGCCGACUCUCGUCCAUCCGAACAGCGAGAGCGAGGGUUAAUUAUACCCUUACGCUGGACGCCACCCGCAAGGUGCCCAACAACCGAGCAUCUAUCAACAACAACAAUGGGUAUCGGGAAACCACUGGGAGUGUUAUUCUUGAUCUUGGUCUAGCACAGCCAAUAUGCGUCAAGACCAAAUUCUUCAUUGAGUCCUGCCCUGAAGAUGCUUUGAAUCCCCUUUACAACGAGCUCAGAUUUACAUUUGAAGGUUUGCCUGAUGCCAACACGCUGCUGAGGCCAAGUCUGGCACAGCAGGCCCAGAUGACCACCCUCCAUCCGUUGGCCUUUGAGAUCGACUGCGGCACAGACAACAAAUGCGUAGACAACCUCCAGUUGGAUUUCAACUUUACCAGCUCCUCAGAGGUCAAAGUGGGCAUAGACGAGCUCCUAAAUGUCACCGUAUCCGUGGUAAACCUGGCGGAAAACUCCUACAACACCCUGGUUGUUCUCACGUACCCAGUUGGGGUCUCCUACAGGAAGUUCACAAGCCUGCAGGGACACAUUGAGUGCAACUCCUUGGACAGUGAAGCUGGCUUAUCUCGGGGAAAGACAGACUGCACCAUUAACAAGCCCAUUUUUGGGAGGAACUCAACGGCUGUCUUUGUUGUCUCGUAUGGCAUCGAAACCAACAGCCAGCUGGACAACAGUAUUUUCAUCACCGCAAAUGCAACGAGUGGGAAUGAGCAGCACUCUCCUUUAAGCCGACUCUACAAAAUUCAAGAAAUCAGCGUGAAAUACAGCAUUUUUAUAACCAUGGAAAGUUCUCUCAGCUACGUCAAUUUCACCUACGGAAAGAAUGAGCUGCAGAAAUCAGUGCAACAAUCCUUUCAAGUUACAAACAACAUCCGAGCCCUGAACUUCACCGUGGUGAUCAGGGUCCCUGUCAAACUCGCCGAUAAGGAUCUCUGGGCAGAUUUGAACACUUUGCAGAUUACAGACUGCCAAACGCACAACGAUGAAGGAGCGAACAUUGUGGAUUUUGUCGGUCAGAUACAGAAAAAUAAGAUAAUUGACUGCUCAGUGGCCACAUGCAGGGUGUUUAAGUGCAACAGCUUCAUGGGAAGGCUCGAAGGCAAACGGUACACACUUUCUGCCAACAUGAGUUCACAGUGGAUCCAACAGAUUGGAUUGAGUGAAGCCAAGUACAUGUUGACCAGCACGGCUAGUCUGGAGUACGACAGGAACCAGUACAUCUUCUAUUCCACGUCGUCUAGUAGCAACCCCCCGGUUCGCAAGAUUGAAACAGUGGUAGAAGUUUAUCCUCUACCGGACUUUACCAAAGAGAUAGUCGGAGGUUCCCUCGGAGGCUUGGCUUUACUAGCUUUACUCACAGCUAUCCUUUACAAGGCUGGGUUUUUUAAGAGUAAAUACCAGCAGAUGAUGACUGAAGCUGACGGGGCAGAAACAGACGGGCUUGAGGAAAGCACGCCCACACAGGAGUAACAAUUUCACUUUCAAUAUAGUGGCCAUUCAUUACUCUUAUUGGUAAUUAUUGGCAAUUAGAUGUAUUGUUAAAUAUAUUUGUAAAAUACAACAUAUAAUUAUGACAAUAUGUAAAGACAAUAUCGUUUUAUUAAAUCACCAAUUCUAUUGUACAAUAAUUAUUAUUACCGUAAUUUCCGGACUAGAAGCCGCUACUUUUUCCCCUCGUUCUGGUCCCUGCGGCUUAUACAAGGGUGCGGCUUAUUUACGGCCUGUUCUUCUCCGACACCGACGAAGAGGAUUUCGGUGGUUUUAGUACGCAGGAGGAAGACGAUGACACAAUGAUUAAAGACUGACUUUUCAUGUAC